AUGCUAGCUCCACCUCUGCUCCACACAGCGUUGCUGCAGGCCGCUUCCUCUGCCCUUGCCUCGUUGCAUCCCCUCCGCCUGGUCGCGUCGUCCUUGCCCCCGCACGUUGCUCGCCUCCACGCGGCUCCAGCAGCACCCGCGCCUGGCCGCCUCCCCGCGCCCGCAGAUGCCCGGCCGCGCCUGGUCGCCUUCGCAUCGCGCACGCGCCGUGCUCGCCUCUUCGCCCGCUCGCCGGCUUCUCCGCACACCGGCCUCGGUCCGGCUCCUCGUCGCCGCGCCGGGUCCUCGACGCCGCGCCCCCCGCUCCUGCUGGCUUCGCCCUGCGGCCGCGUGCCCCGCGCCCCGGCCGGCUUCGCCCACCUCCACCAACCCAGCCGGCUGCCGCCCAUCGCCGCUCUCAUUGCUGGGCCUCGUGCGCCGCUCCGCCUGGCCGCAUUGCCCUCGCCCCGUGCACCCCCAGCCGGCUCCGCCUCGCCAGGCCGGCUCCCCCAGUGCCGAGUCCUCCCCGCCUUGCCGCCUCACCGAGUCGCCGCCUCGCCGCCUCCCGCAGGCCCAGCAGGCUCCUGCCCGUGCCCGCGCGCCUCCCGCGUGCGUCGGCCGCCCUUCGCCCGCUACGCUGGCUCGGCCACGCACGUUCGUGUCCGACUCCGCCCUAGGCCGCCCGCGCCUCCGCGCGUCGUGCCGGCUCCCCUGCCGCACCUCUCGCCGGCCGGGUCGCGCACCUCCGCUGCCGGCUCCCGGGUCCAGCGCCGUGUCUGGCUGUGCCAUGCGCGGCCCCGCCGGAUCCCGCUCCAGCCGCCUGUUGUGGCCGGUGCCUGA
Messenger RNA from Aegilops tauschii subsp. strangulata, 819 nucleotides. The record is from RefSeq and is a predicted model, not a curated record. Lineage: Eukaryota; Viridiplantae; Streptophyta; Magnoliopsida; Poales; Poaceae.